Molecule: messenger RNA, 1287 nt
Organism: Aedes albopictus (Asian tiger mosquito)
Lineage: Eukaryota; Metazoa; Arthropoda; Insecta; Diptera; Culicidae
Product: cytidine deaminase
Exons: 2
Coding region: 451-921 (156 amino acids)
Cellular component (GO): cytosol
Molecular function (GO): zinc ion binding; cytidine deaminase activity
Source: RefSeq, a predicted model, not a curated record
AAUCCACGCAAUCGGCGAUUGAACAGUUAGUUGCGAUUCUCAGAACAGAACAGUGUGAUAACAAGUUCCACCCGACUUUAAUCAAAAAAAUCCAAAACUGAUGUGGAACUAAGUUAAUAUAAAACCAUGUCCAACUACUCCACCGGCAGACUGAAAGACUAAGUCAAGAAGCAAGAAAACAUUAUGUAUUAAGGCAAUCUUUUGGACGUGAUAACAGGCGAAUUUUUAUUUGCAUCAAUCGCACAAUAUCACCACACCACAGUGACGACGGAGUGGAGAGGCUAAAAUUUAUUAGGGCUAUUUUUAUAAAUAUUUAUUUUACGAAUUCGUACCGUACUUCUUACAUCUCUACCUCUAGUCAAGAAGUGAGAAACAGGAUCUCUUUCAUUUCGCAUUAGACCAUCUGUCCGACCACACCAGCAGGCGCUCUUGGAUAUACGUAUCAUCACCAUGAACAACAACGUCAACGGGGUGGUCGAUGGCGAAUCGGUAGUGGAGUUUUCAACCAUUGAUCCAAAAGUGCAGGAGCUGAUCAACGCGGCCAUCAAGGUACGCAACAAUGCGUACUGUCCGUACAGCAACUUUGCCGUGGGAGCAGCGUUGAGAACCAAGACCGGCGAAAUCAUAACCGGAUGCAACGUGGAAAAUGGAACGUUUGCGCCCAGUGUUUGCGCGGAACGAAAUGCCAUAUGUAAGGCCAUCAGCGAAGGAUUCCGGGAGUACGAAGCGCUCGCCGUGGUGGCCUACCAGGAGACGGAGUUCACAUCGCCGUGCGGAACCUGCCGUCAGACCUUGUCGGAGUUUUGCAACAAGAACAUGCCGGUUUACCUCGCAAAACCGUCGCCGGCUCGCGUUAUGGUAACAUCGAUUAGCAAGUUGCUGCCCCAUGCGUUCCGACCGAGCUUUCUUCUGCAGAAGUAAAGCUGCAAACAGGAACCAUGGAGCGGAGAAACUGAAGGAAAGAGGCAAUGCGACUUACAAUUCCCAAAAAGUUCCCCCGACAGUAGCGAUACACAUCAGAUAUGUCUUUUCCCACACAUACAAGUAUGUAACUGUACAUGUUUUAUCACGCAUGUUUUUAUCAUUAGACAAAGAUAUACCUACCUAAUGUCUGUUCUUUUUUUUGCGAUGGUAAGAUAAGAUUGGAGAGGUUCACGUGGUCAAACCACACAAAUUCCGCCGAGCUAGAUCUGAUGAUGAGGCUAUUAAAAACAUAAAUCAAAUCGUAGACUUGUUCAUGUUCAUAGCAAAAUAUAUAUUGUGUAAUAUAUUCCAUAUUAAAUUAUA